This is a messenger RNA of Diospyros lotus (date-plum), 1822 nucleotides long. RefSeq names its product taxane 13-alpha-hydroxylase-like. The transcript has 4 exons. Gene Ontology annotation, molecular function: heme binding; iron ion binding; monooxygenase activity. NCBI's taxonomy places the organism in Eukaryota, Viridiplantae, Streptophyta, Magnoliopsida, Ericales, Ebenaceae. Bases 28 to 1488 code for a protein of 486 amino acids. Gene Ontology annotation, biological process: sterol metabolic process. The record is from RefSeq and is a predicted model, not a curated record.
CAGCAAGAUUGGAGAAAUUAAACAGGAAUGGCAGAAGAGAUGCCCUUGAUUGCCUUAGCCGUUAUUACUUUGGUUUCUGUGUUUUUUCUUUUCAAGUUUCUCAAGAAAGGAUCAAAUGGAUCCAAAAAUCUCCCAAGAGGCUCUCUGGGUUGGCCUCUGAUUGGCGAGACACUCAGCUUCCUUCAGGCCCAGAAGGAAGAUCGCGGCCAUGAAUGGAUCAGCGAGAGGGUGUCGAAAUAUGGUAAAAUAUUCAAAACCUCUCUAAUGGGUGCCCAAACCGUGAUUAUCGUCGGCCAAGCGGGUAACAAGUUCAUACUUGGCUCUGAUGAUGAAGUUCUUGCUGCCAAACAACCCUGGACGGCGUCCACCAUUGUAGGAAAAAACAACGUCAUGGAGCUCACCGGGCGAAGAUACAGAUUAAUAAAAGGAGCAAUGGUAAGCUUCUUGAAGCCAGAAAACCUGCAGAACUACGUCAAACAGAUGGACGAUGCGGUCACCAGUCUAUUACUAAGGGAAACAGAAGAGGAAGACACCAUAAAAACUGUUGUUUUCAUGAAGAAGCUCACUUAUAACAUUGCUUGUAACAUCCUCUUCGGCAUUCGGGAUGAGCACACAAAGCAAAUUUUUUCCGAUGAUUUUAUGCUAGCUCUGAAAGGAGUCUGGUCUCUUCCUGUGAAUUUCCCAGGCACCCUUUACUGGAAAGGGAUGCGAGCCAGAGAAAGGAUCGUGAGCCAGCUUCUGCCCAUUCUGGAGAAGAGAAAGGAGGAUCUUUCAAAGGGGGUUUUAAGUCCGACGGACGACUUAAUUUCAUGCUUGGUGGCGUUAAGAGACGAAAAUGGAGAAGCCAUUAAAGAAGAGGAAGUUGUCGAUAAUAUUAUUGCCAUGAUGAUUGCCAGCCACGACACUUCUGCCAUUCUUCUGAGCUUGAUGGUGUGGAAAAUGUCUCGAGACAAGCAAACAUACAAUCAAAUCCUAGAGGAACAAAUGGACAUAGUGAGGAACAGAAACGGGGCAGAAGAUCAAAAGCUAACAUGGGUUGACAUACAAAUGAUGAAGCACACGUGGCGAGUUGCCCAGGAGUUGAUGAGGAUGAUACCGCCUGUGUUUGGUACCUUUAGAAAAGCACUCAAAGACACUAACUUUGACGGCUAUGACAUCCCUAAAGGAUGGCAGUUGUUAUGGGUGGCCUGUGAAACUCACAUGGACAAGGAUAUCUUUGGGAAUCCACAAGAGUUUGAUCCAAAUCGUUUCAACAAGCCGUCUAAACCGAUACCUCCCUACACUUACGUCCCAUUCGGAGGAGGGAUGCAUACCUGCAUAGGAAACGAGUUUGCAAGGGUUGAAACCCUGACCACCAUCCAUAGGCUGGUUACCAUGUUCGAGUGGUCUCAGAUUUAUCCCGACGAAGGCUUCACUCGUCAGCCAAUGCCUUAUCCGGCGAUGGGUCUUCCGAUCAAGGUCCGCCCAAGAUCUACUCCAUUGUUAUGAAUAUGGUUUCUGACGUCGUCAGUCGAACGGUCGCACCUCGGCAUAUAUAUUGGCUUCUAUUACAGUCGACUAGUUAUUGCGCAUUGAUGGAAUCCAAAGUUAACUAAUUACUCAUCAAUUAAGUGUGCUUAUGAAGAUUUCGAGAUAUAUAUUAAUUUGUUAACGCUAUGUCUGGAUUUUGUCCUUCCGAGGAGAUGAAUGAAUUAUGAGAGAAUGGCCGGCAGUGAGCUUUGAAGAAAGAAGGUUUUUCUUAUUAAAUUACGGAAAGGAAAGAACAAAGAAAGGGGUACAAGAAGGAAGAUAUCAUGCUCCCGAAUACAGGCAAAUUAAAUGU